Molecule: messenger RNA, 1122 nt
Organism: Fonsecaea pedrosoi CBS 271.37
Lineage: Eukaryota; Fungi; Ascomycota; Eurotiomycetes; Chaetothyriales; Herpotrichiellaceae
Exons: 1
Coding region: 1-1122 (373 amino acids)
Source: RefSeq, a predicted model, not a curated record
AUGCGAGCCAUGACGAAACAGAGUGCCGGCAAUGAUCCCUUACUACAGCUAUUUGCCAUGCUGUGGGAUGCAGACAAAGUGUUUUUAGCCCAGCUUCCCAAUCUCGUCGACGAGCUACAGCGAUGCGUUGACCGCGACCCUGGUCAGAAGGGCAGAAUGUCGUCCUACGUCGCCGGGUAUCUCUCCGACCUAUCCCUCAUUGGACAAAUCAUUGGGCAGGUAAAGACCUGCUUUCCAUGGGCUGCGGGUUUGGAUAUGGACAUGAGCCCAGAGAAGAGAGGUCCGAGCUUCGCUAAAGCAUCGGAAGAUGCAGCAACUGUCUAUCAAUUUUUCCGUGAAGACAUCACUCCGAACCUCGCACGCAUCGUCGUGCCAUUCUCAAAACACCUGAAAUAUCCCAUCGAAAAGGCCAACAGCGUGACAAACGUGAAUGCCUGUCGUCAAGCUGAAGCUCAACUGGAUAGGUUGUGGGAGGUCGUCGAUGCGCAUUUCCGGAAACAUACCGACAAGACACUUCACGAGAUAUUCCUCAGUCAUGAUAUGAAAGCUCGAGAGAUCCAUCGUACUCCCGAAUGGACACCUCCGCCAAGAGUGUCCCAGCCGAAUGACAAGGGGAAAGAAAACGAAGCUCUUGGUGACUCAUUUUCACGCCUUAACGUCGAACCCGACAAACCGAGCAGCUUCAAAGGACCCGAAGUAUUUCGAGCACCCAAGAUCAAAACUCGCGACCCAUGUCCCCUGCCCGAUUCUAGCAACGCAACACGAGCCCUGCCCAACGUUCUGACUCCGCCCUUCCCAGUCUUCACCCUGCCGCGACGCGCUUACAAAGUCUUCGCCUUUCUCUUCCCGACAUCCUCUAAUCCCUCCCCAGGCGGCGGACAUGCCUGGACGGAUUUCCUGCACGCAAUGACAAGCAUCGGCUUCGCAGCGGAGAAGUUAUAUGGCUCCGUAUGGCAGUUCACUCCAUUGGAUGGAUUGGAUUGGGAGAACACGAACACUCGGGGAAUUCAUAUCCACGAACCGCAUCCAACGCCGAAGAUGGGACUUGGCUCGGCGAGACGGGUUGGGAGACGAUUGGAACGGAGGUACGGACUUAGCGCAGAGAGGUUUGCUUUGGCGUGA